Messenger RNA from Glarea lozoyensis ATCC 20868, 1998 nucleotides. RefSeq names its product Cyclin-like protein. The record is from RefSeq and is a predicted model, not a curated record. Bases 1 to 1998 code for a protein of 665 amino acids. Gene Ontology annotation, cellular component: cyclin-dependent protein kinase holoenzyme complex; centrosome; cytoplasm. NCBI's taxonomy places the organism in Eukaryota, Fungi, Ascomycota, Leotiomycetes, Helotiales, Helotiaceae. Gene Ontology annotation, molecular function: cyclin-dependent protein serine/threonine kinase regulator activity. Gene Ontology annotation, biological process: mitotic cell cycle phase transition; regulation of cyclin-dependent protein serine/threonine kinase activity. The transcript is spliced from 4 exons.
AUGGACGCGAGGCCGCAACGAGGAAUACGUCCUCUUCGUCUUCAAGGCGAUGAGAACGCUGCUCCAGUCACCACCAAGCAGACCCUUCACUCUCGACACAAGUCAACAGGAACUCUAUCGAACAUGCUGGCUGUCGGCGGACUGAAGGCUGCUGCCAAAAGAACUGCCUUUGGGGAUGUCAGCAAUACUGUGAAGAGUAUCGCCGUUCACGACGACUCGUCUGCCGGAGGAAAGCAAGGCAAGGUGGAGUUGGUCAAGCCUGUGGCACAUCCAGAGAAGCCAGCUGCUUUGUUGAGGCCAGCACAGAGAUCUCUUAAUGUCGUAGCGGCAAAAGGGAUUACAAAUGUUGCGAUCCUUCAGCCUGAGCCAAUUCUUGCUCCAAUACCGACCAAGGCACCACUUGGAGAAUCGCGAGCACACGCGCCUCCUCCAGCCAAACGUACAUUAUCCAAGAAGUCCACAAUCAUAUACAAGGACAGCGAGGCUGAGGCAAAACCGCGUCCUGCUACUAGUCAUAUACCUAAACAAGAAUCAGCUUUAAGCGCACCUGUCCACAAGACCCACGAACCUCGCCAUCACAAGUCUCAACCUCAACUGAACUCCGAGCAACCAGCUCUUCGCCAUGAUCAAAGCAAGCCAACAUUCAACGAUGUACCUGAUUCCUACGCUGGUAUCAUAACCAGCGACCCUUUGUACGAAGAUGCUGAGGAGGAGGUUGACAUUAAUUCUGGCGAGAGCAAUGAGAAAUAUGUUGAAUUGGCCGAGCAAAAGCAUGAACAUGAGUCCGUGUACGAGACUUCAGCACCACUGAAUGAUGGUGCUGAUAGACUCCAUCGUCAACUGCCCGCACCACCACAUUUACAGGAACCAGAGGAGUACUGGGAGGAUGAGGAAGAGAUGUAUGACGAACAGGGUUAUACAACUGCGCAUUCCUUCAAAUCUCGAGGCGAUAAUACCACAGGGGGUGCUACCACCGGUGCCAUUCUUCUUCCAAAGGUCACUGCCAGGUCGAAGAAAGAGAUUGCCGCUGCCGCAGAAUUGGUUGAAGGUUCAAGAACCCAAGAGGAUAUCGAGGAUGAAGCUUGGGAUACCAGCAUGGUGGCCGAGUAUGGAGACGAGAUCUUUGCUUACAUGCGAGAGCUUGAGAUCAAGAUGCUUCCCAACCCAAACUACAUGGACAACCAAUCCGAGAUUCAAUGGUCGAUGCGCUCCGUACUGAUGGAUUGGUUGAUCCAAGUGCAUCAUCGCUUCUCUCUUCUACCAGAGACUCUGUUCCUCUGUGUCAACUACAUUGACAGAUUUCUCUCAUGUAAAAUCGUUUCGCUUGGCAAACUUCAAUUGGUCGGUGCGACAGCCAUAUUCGUCGCCGCCAAAUACGAAGAAAUAAACUGCCCAGCAGUCAGCGAGAUUGUGUACAUGGUUGAUGGUGGGUAUACGGUGGACGAGAUAUUGAAGGCAGAACGCUUCAUGUUGAGCAUGUUGCAAUUCGAACUUGGCUGGCCAGGGCCAAUGAGCUUCCUCCGAAGAAUCAGCAAGGCCGAUGACUAUGAUCUGGAAACGAGAACUCUGGCGAAAUAUUUCCUAGAGGUUACCAUCAUGGAUGAGCGUUUUGUCGGAUGCCCACCUAGCUAUGUUGCCGCAGGUGCUCACUGUUUUGCCCGGAUGGCUUUGAAGAAGGGAGACUGGAGUCCUUCUCACAUUCACUACUCUGGCUAUACAUGGCAGCAGUUACGGCCUUUGGUAUCAGCGAUGCUAGAGUGCUGCGAAAAUCCUGAAAAGCACCACUCGGCCGUGUUCGAAAAAUACUCUGAUCGUCGCUACAAACGUGCUUCACACUUCGUCCAAGGCGAGAUGAAGAGAGGAUUUACUCUCCCUUCCGUUCAACUUUCCAACUCGAGACCGUCUCUUCCAUCUCUUGAAGACAUUGCCGCUCAUAUGCCUUACGAAACACGAGACUCUUUCAAGCGCACCGUCCAACUCAAGGAAUGUGUUGUAUAG